AUGGCGCCCGAAGAGAAGAAGAAGAAGGACCCCAGGGCCUGGAGAGGUCUUACGCCUCCUCUGGCUGAAUGGAUACUCGACUUCGUGUCCAGCCAGGGCUUUCAGCGCAUGACGCCCGUCCAAGCAGCAUGUUUGCCGCAGUUCCUGGGUAAUAAGGACGUUGUAGUAGAGGCUGUUACCGGCAGUGGUAAAACGCUUGCCUUCCUCCUCCCGAUAGUCCAGAAGCUCAUGCGCCUCUCCGAACCGACGAAGCGCGGCCAUGUCUUCUCCAUCAUCGUCUCCCCGACCCGCGAGCUCGCCAUCCAGAUCCACACUAUCCUCCAGUCCCUCGUCGGCUUUCACCCCCCGUCCGCUGAGAUUCUACCCUACCUCAAAGAAGAUGAUAAGCGCCCCGACACGACGGUGCCCGUCAUCGUUCCUCAGUUGCUCGUCGGCGGAGUGACCACGACACAACAAGAUCUCAGCUACUUUGUCAGACACGCACCCAACGUCUUGGUCUCGACACCGGGCAGACUCGUCGAGCUCCUCGCAUCCCCGCAUGUCCACUGCACAUCUUCCACUUUCGAGCUCUUGGUUCUCGAUGAGGCGGAUCGUCUGCUGGAUAUGGGUUUCAAACAGGACAUUCAGAGGAUCCUAGGAUACCUGCCGAAGCAGAGAAGAACAGGCCUCUUCAGCGCCUCGGUCUCGGAGGCAGUGUCACAGAUUAUCACCGUCGGUCUGAGAAACCCGGUCAAGAUUGCCGUCCGGGUGAAGAGCUUGAAGGAUGGGGGAAUCAUUGAAGACCGGAAAACGCCAAUCAGCCUGCAAAUGUCGUACCUCGUCACGCCAGCAAGCCAGAAGCUCCCGGCACUGAGCAAGAUCCUCGAGAACCUGAACCCGCGGCCACAACGUAGCAUCGUCUUUCUGUCGUCCUGCGCUGCCGUCGACUACUUCCAGCACGUCCUACCCACCAUCAUGCCAGCAGGCUUCACACUCGUGCCCCUGCACGGAAAGCUCCCUCCCAAGGCAAGAGAGAAGAGUUUCAACAAGUUCGUCAACUCAGUAUCACCAUCUGUGUUGCUGUGCACGGACAUUGCAGCAAGAGGUCUCGACAUCCCGCAGGUAGACUUUGUCUGCCAGGUCGAUCCUCCUUCAGAUCCAAAGGUUUUCAUUCACAGGAGUGGACGUGCCGGAAGAGCUGGCAGAAAGGGAUUGUCGGUCGUGUUUCUGCAGCCUGGUCACGAGGAGGACUACAUUCCCUUCCUGGAAGUCCGCAAGACGCCCAUCUUCCCCCUGACAAAACCCGAGAUCGUCAUCACCAAAGAAGAAGCCAACGAGGCGUCAGAAAAGUUCCGUGACGUCCUUCGAAGCGAUCGCGCUUACCACGACAAGGCGCAAAGGGCAUUCGUGAGUUGGGUGCGCAGCUACAAUGCCCACCUGACCACAUCCAUCUUCCGCGUCAAGGACCUCGACUGGGCAGACCUUGGAAAGGCAUGGGGUCUGCUGCGCCUGCCGCGCAUGCCCGAGACGAAGAAUUGGGAGGGGGACAAGUGGCUCGGGAACGAAGACUUUGACUGGGAGAAUUUCACCUACAAGGACAAGACCAGGGAGGCGGCACGACUAGCGGCGGCUGAGGCGGAGCGCAACGGCGAGAAGGCGGCCGCGGCAGACGAGGUGAAGCGCAAGCGGAAGACCAACGAGGCGUGGAGCAAGCAGACUGAGAGGGACGAUGUGCGGACGGAGCGCCGCGAUAAGAGGAGACGCAAGAGGGAGGCUGAGCGGAUGUCGACCAUGACCGAGGAUGAAAAGAUCAAGGCGAUGGAGCUGAACGAGAUGAUUGCGGAGAUUAGGAGGAAGAACCAGGCUAAGGAGGCGGCUGACGGAAAGGAUGAUGAGUUUGAGGGGUUCGAUGAUUGA
Messenger RNA from Colletotrichum orchidophilum, 1896 nucleotides. RefSeq names its product DEAD/DEAH box helicase. The record is from RefSeq and is a predicted model, not a curated record. Gene Ontology annotation, molecular function: ATP binding; nucleic acid binding. The coding region runs from base 1 to 1896 and encodes 631 amino acids. The transcript has 3 exons. NCBI's taxonomy places the organism in Eukaryota, Fungi, Ascomycota, Sordariomycetes, Glomerellales, Glomerellaceae. Gene Ontology annotation, cellular component: nucleolus.